Lates calcarifer (barramundi perch) is the source of this 2515-nucleotide messenger RNA. Its product is annotated as interleukin-18 receptor accessory protein. Bases 346 to 2097 code for a protein of 583 amino acids. The record is from RefSeq and is a predicted model, not a curated record. The transcript is spliced from 12 exons. Gene Ontology annotation, molecular function: interleukin-18 receptor activity. Gene Ontology annotation, biological process: interleukin-18-mediated signaling pathway. Lineage: Eukaryota; Metazoa; Chordata; Actinopteri; Centropomidae.
AGGUUAGUGUUUCCUUUCAAAGCACAGUAAAAUAUAACAGAGCAGUUCUGAGAAAUGCUCUUCUGCAAUUCACAUAGGAAGUGGCUAACAACAGGAACAAAAAUAUUAGAGCAGUUUCUUGUGAAAACAAGAAACACAACCUAACAGGAAACCGUAUGAUACCACCUACUACAACACUGAUAUGUCCUGUGAAAAUGUUGCACCUCAAGUUACCACUGGAGAGACGGGGGACAAACCUCUCACGAUUCUGAGAAAAUGCUGAGAACUCUAGAUAAAUGGUAGAAUAUAGAGGACAGCGUCAUGACUGCCCUCACUACAUUUUUUUUACCAACUUAGAGAAGCAGGAUGCAAACUGGGCACGUUCUGUUUUUUUUUAUCUUUCCUGUUGUCUUGGAAGGAUGCUGUGUGGGAAAUCAUCAAAAGAAAAGAACAGGACUCAUGGGUCUUCAGCAGAAUACCACACAUCAGCGCUACAGAGCUGUGGAGGGGGAGAGCUUUAUAAUGCCGUGUGUUAAAUCUGAGAGCGUGGUGUGGUCCAGAAUCAGAGAGGAUGGAGGAAAUGAAGGCCCAUCCUAUGACUGUGAGAAAGAGUUCCCAGCUGAAGUAAAACACUCGGGAAAUUACACAUGCCACACAGGUGGCAGCAAAUAUUUCUUGCAUCUACAGGUGGAGGAGAAAAGCAGUCCAAGUUGCUUCCAGCCUGAGGAGAGCACAGUAGAACUGUACAACAGCGCUGGCGGGGAGAUCCCCUGCCCAAGAUACGACUGUAGCAACAACACUGAUGUCACAUGGUACAAGGGUAACAGAGCUGUGUCUGAGAUGAAAAGAGCCCCCUGUGAAAAGGACGGGCUCUUACAUCUCUGCCAAGUCAAAGCUGAAUCUGAUCCUGGUGUAUAUUUCUGUGAUAGACAAAUAAUUGAGCAAGGAGUUAUGUGGACCUUCAGGAGGGCUGUUAAAGUCGAAGUUAUACCAUACAGCGAACCAAGUGGCCCUCUCAGGUUCAUGUCUCCUGCUGACAACGCAACAGAGGAAGUGGAGCUUGGUCAGACUCACAAUCUGACAUGUAAGGUAUUUUUUCCUUAUGAGAAAAGGAUUUCAGCAAAGGUGCAAUGGUUCAUGAAUUACAAUGGCAAUAAGGAGAAUAUGACUCUACUACCAAUGGAGCCACCACAAUAUGGGUUUAAGAUAAGGGAGGAGUACGGGGUCACAAGAAGAGCCAUCAUAAAAGAGGUGACUCAACAACACUUGAAGCACACGUACACCUGCAUUGCCAGCAAUACUGUCAGAAAUAACAGUGUCACCAUCAAGCUCAAGAAGAAAACUACAGUGAAAUUGCCAUGCCUGGUUGGGUAUCCCCUUGUGUCUUUCUUGCUGGUGUCUGGGCUGGGAAUAAUUUUGCAUGUGAAAUGGAUGGAACUGCAGCUUAUCUACAGAUCCCACUUCCAACAUGGAAAACACGAUGAAGAUAACAAAGAGUUUGAUGUGUUUCUGUCGUAUGUGUGGAGCCCGCCAUCAGCAGAGGGGGAACGAGGUUGGACAUUUUCUUCCGGAUCAGGACCCAACACUGAUGAGGAAGCAGGAUGUCCACCCAGCAUGGACCCCCUGAACAGUGAGGAGGGUAAAGCCACCCAGAAACCAUUACAAGUGCUACUACCCCAAGUGUUAGAGGAGCAGUGGGGGUAUCGCCUCUGUCUGCUGGAGAGAGAUGUGCUUCCAGGGGGAGCAUACACAAAUGAUGUGGUUCUUACAAUACAGAGAAGCAAAAUGCUUAUCUGUCUCCUGUCAGCUGACUACCUCUGCAACAGCGAUGCUGUAUUUGUACUGGAAUCAGGAGUCCAGGCUUUGCUGCAAAACUCUGCCAUCAAACUCCUGCUAAUAUGGACCAGUAGAGACUCAGCUUCCCUCAUCCAGCAGGACCCUCCAUUGCCCACACUGGUCCAAAGGGCCUUGAAGGUGCUACCGAGUCUGAACUGGACGUCAGGCAAACCUGCCAGAGCCACCUGCAACUUUUGGAGGUCUUUGAGGAAGGCCAUGCCCCAUCACAGAGUCAAACUGGUAUCAGACAUGCAGGAUCAGUCAUUAAAUGGUUAUAUAUAGCCUAUAUACAUGUAUGUGUAUAGUAAGCUUAUUUAAGUUAUAAUACCAAAAUGCAGCUUAUGUUACUGCACUGUUCACUGAAACUGCUGAGUCAUUAAUGAACAAAAGGCUCAAGGAAAUUCCCACACUGAUUUGAUGUCAAACCGUAAUGUAGCAUUUUCAAAUGAAAAAGUGAGUCACCCCACGUACCAAACAUAAACAGUUAACCAUGUAAAACAAUCACUUAUUAACUCUACAAAAAGAAUAAAGAAAAGACAUGUGAAGAAUUUGUUCUAAUACACAGAUAAACAAAAUGUAAAAAGAAGGGGUUAAAAAUAAAUACUAGUAGCUUUUGUUUGUGCAUCAAUUUAAGAUCAACAAUCUUAUGUUGUGAGGUGUAGUUCAUCACAUAUCUCAGCAAUAAACAUCUGACACAAUA